UUUCUCUGCUGAACGCAGCCAUUCAUUUGCCCAGAGAUUUUAGAUGAUUUCAGGGAGUGAAACGUGAAACCAUUGUUCUUAUUUAUACAUGAGACUGAGGUCGAGAAGACAGAGGUCAGUGAGCACUGGUGACUGGAGUACUGUGAGCAAUAGCAACGUUUGGAAACGGGAAAUCUAAAAAGUAGCCAAGCAUAAGACAUAUUGAUGGCAUUGUUCUUGAAGCGCGAUGAUAUAAAGCAAGUGCCAUGGUUUUCUCUAUCGGAAUGGCAUGAUGUAUAUAGACAAAUUUACUCCAACGAUGUGAUCGAGCAAACGAAAGCAUACGAAGCACUCUUAGCAUGGAAAGCCAGGAUACCGAAAUUACCAGUGGGCGUGGACUGUACCUUAACGAUUUUGCAAGUAUGCCUUCGUGAUCGUGAAUGGACAUCCAAGAUUGACAGUGGCGAGCUGCCAAUGUACUGCGAGAAUGAUUUGAGUUUGAUGUACUCGACCACAAUCAUGAGAUUUCUGAAUCAUUUUUGCAAUAUAGGACACACGAAACAGACAUCCUUAUUUCAGAUUGCCAAGCAACUCAAAAUUCCAGAGUGGAUAGUUAAUUUAAGGCAUCAAGCUGCUCAUGGAUACGAAUUACCUUCUAUUGGAGUAUUAAGGAUAGCGAUUAAUGUAUUACUCCAUUGGUUACACGAUGAAUAUUGGGCAGCAGAAGCAUGCGCGAUAGAAAAAUGUUAUACGAAAGAAGCUAAUAUGUUAGAAGAAAAAGAAGAGCUUGAAGAGAUACGGGCCUUUACAGAUUUAAUCGAACUUUGGACAGCUGUUAGUUUAUAUAUUGAUGCUGGUUAUAAAUCAGUGUCAAAUUUACCAGAGGUACAAUUACGGGAAAUAUUACAAGAUUUACGGACGUAUAUGUUGUCCCAAUAUUGUAGUAAAAUUUUAGAAAAUGAUGAGAACGAAUAUAUAUCCAUUCAUGGAAAAACUAUAAAAAUUGAUAAGGAAUAUAAUUUAAAAGCUGCACAAGCUCUACUUUUGUCUGAAAUAUCUAUACAUUUGACUGAAAAUAAAUCUUUAAUCACAAUACAUAAGAAAAGCGACAUAAUUUGUAAUGUGUUGCUUAAGAAUGAAGCUUUUUUACCAAAUUCAGAUAUUAUGCAAGUUUUUCAACAAAAAGGAAGAAAGAAUGUUGAUUUGAGAAGAAAAAUUUUGCCGUCUGGUAUGCUUCGAUUUUGGAAAGAUAUCAUUUUCUUACUGCAUAAUAAAAAGAUAUUAGACAUACUGAUAUUUAAGCUGCUCAGUAUUGUAAAUCAAGAACAAGAAAGUAAGGGAAAAAGAACUCUAGCUACCUUAUGGAUAAGCUCUAUUGUCUACAGUUUUAUUCAAUUAGAUCUGGCUCAAAAUAUUUCUCGUACUAUGGAGUAUAAAUCUACAGAGGGCACAAAAAUAGCCGCAAAAUCAGCUCUAAGUCAGCAUCUCAAAGAACUUGUACAUCAUGAUCAUCCAUAUUUGCGAAAUGUUUUGUGGUUGAAUAUAUCAAGCACUGUACCAUAUUUUCUUGUUGAUAUAAAUUUUUUAUCAAAACUUUUAUUACACGUAAAUGAAUUCUCUGCAAGACUGAUAGAACCAAUUUUAAAAUUUGUUUCACUGAGAAUAAAUGUGCAGGCGAAAAAACAUUUGUUAAAUUUACUUAAAAUUUAUACAUUUCAAAAGUAUAAUGAUGAAGAUAACAAGAAUGAUAUCUAUAAACGGAAGGUAUUUACUGUUGAAGAUUUUGAUGUAAGUUUAACAAAAAAUAAAGUAAAAAUAGACAAGAAAGAGGGUACAACUAAAAAGAAAACUGCUUAUUUAUUAACUGAUCAAAUAAUCCGCAAUUUACAUUGGAAAUCAGCAUCUGAUACUCUUCUCUCUUAUCAAUGGGUCGAGAGCCCUAUUGGAUUACUGCCAUGGCAGAUGGAUUCAUUAAAGAGUUUAAAACCACUUGAAAUUAAUCCAUCAAAACAUUUCGUUUCAAUUCUAGACUCGCAAAUAAUCGCCGGCGUUGUAAAUCGUAAAAAUUUGAAAAUGCAAAGCCGUAUUAAGUGGGAAAAUAUAUUGCGAAAAAAAAGGAGAAUAGAGAGAAAACGUCAUAAGAAUAUCGCAGAUGUUAUAAUGAAUAGAGCAUUAGAAAUCGCCAAAAAAACAGACACAAUGUGAACGCGUAAACAUUUUAUAAUAGAAUAUUAUCAUUAUCACAAAUUGUUUGCAUUCCAACAAAUAUAUAAGUUAAUGUAUAUACGCUUAUAAUAAAAUUGAUUAAAAAAUAAA
Cataglyphis hispanica is the source of this 2295-nucleotide messenger RNA. Its product is annotated as ribosomal biogenesis protein LAS1L. The coding region runs from base 205 to 2184 and encodes 659 amino acids. The transcript is spliced from 7 exons. The record is from RefSeq and is a predicted model, not a curated record. Gene Ontology annotation, cellular component: preribosome, large subunit precursor; Las1 complex. Gene Ontology annotation, biological process: maturation of LSU-rRNA; maturation of 5.8S rRNA. Lineage: Eukaryota; Metazoa; Arthropoda; Insecta; Hymenoptera; Formicidae. Gene Ontology annotation, molecular function: endonuclease activity.